AAGAUUGUGCGAGGAAGAGAAGGAAUCAGAGCAGCAAAACAUAAGCUCUUUUUAAACAUUUUGGGGGAUUUAAAAAAUUCUGUUUUAAUCACUUCUGUUUUGUAUAUUUUUCUUCUGGAUUUUAACUAUGGCAAAUGCUGGAAUACAAAUUCUUGGCUUCUCGCUGGCUUUCCUAGGCUUCAUCGGCUCCAUUGCUUCCACAGUCAUGGUGGAGUGGAAAGCUUCGUCCUAUGCAGGGGACAACAUCAUAACUGCGCAGGCACUUUAUGAAGGCCUGUGGAAGUCGUGUGCAUCACAGAGCACAGGCCAGGUUCAAUGUAAAGUGUACGACUCACUUCUCCAACUGCCAGGCAUCGUUGUGGGCACGCGUGGACUGAUGUUGGCGUCCAUCUUGAUCGCCUUGAUAUGCAUCUUGUUGGCCGCAGUAGGCAUGAAGUGCACCACUUGUCUGGCGGAACAACCCGAGCAGAAGGACAAAGUGGCUUUAACUGCCGGCAUCUUGUUGAUCAUUUCUGGCAUCCUGGCACUGGUGGGAACGUCUUGGUAUGCUAACAGAAUAGCACAGGAUUUUUACAACCCCUUCACUCCAACUAAUUCCAGGUAUGAAUUCGGAAGCGCCCUUUUUGUGGGAUGGGGCUCUGCUUUCCUCCUCAUCAUCGGGGGAGCCUUCCUGUGCUGCAACUGCGCCAAGAAGGAUUCAGGGAAAGCUCUUAACUACCCACGUUCCAAUCCAGCAAGCAACGCCAGCAAAGACUAUGUGUAGGCUGACAUUUUAUGUAACUUUAAUGUUGAUUUCUUUGGCUGUAUGAAAUUGUUCGGUAACUUGUGGGCACCAAUUGUUGUGUUUUUCAAAGGAGAGCCCCUAAUAUUGAAAUAUAUGUAUAUUCCUGUGUAUCAUUUACCACAGCCUGACUUGAAAUUGUGCAUUUUAAUCAAUAAAGCG
Molecule: messenger RNA, 943 nt
Organism: Entelurus aequoreus (snake pipefish)
Lineage: Eukaryota; Metazoa; Chordata; Actinopteri; Syngnathiformes; Syngnathidae
Product: claudin-1-like
Exons: 4
Coding region: 128-763 (211 amino acids)
Biological process (GO): bicellular tight junction assembly; cell adhesion
Cellular component (GO): plasma membrane; bicellular tight junction
Molecular function (GO): structural molecule activity
Source: RefSeq, a predicted model, not a curated record